AUGGCGGGGCUGCAGCGGUCCUGCGAGACGUUCCGGCGGUCGGGCUCGUCGGGGCUGGUGUGGGACGACAAGAACUUCUCGGGGGAGAUCAAGCCGGCGGCGGAGGACGACGCGGCGCGGGCAGUGGAGCGCAGCCGCUCGGCUGGGCACGCGCACGCCGGGUACAGGGCCACGGGGCGCGUGCCGCCCGCGCUCGACCCGCCGUCGCCGCGCGUCGCCGUCUGCGGCUUCUGCAGGCUCUUCGGCGGCGGCGGCAAGGGCAAGGGCAGGGCAAGGGCAGGGACGGCGGCAGCGCCAAAGCCAAGGGGAGGCGCCACUGAUCUUGUGCGUACCUCGGUACUAUCGGCAAUCGGAAGUUCGGAACGCGCUCCGAAUUUGGUAGCUUUUGUCUGUUAG
Molecule: messenger RNA, 396 nt
Organism: Miscanthus lutarioriparius
Lineage: Eukaryota; Viridiplantae; Streptophyta; Magnoliopsida; Poales; Poaceae
Source: the annotation of a GenBank genome assembly